AAUUAAGCAUCAAGCAAAGAUAAAAGACACAGCUUUUAUUGGUUCAUAUUUAGCUGGAAAUUGAAACAAACAAUGGAUUUGAACAAAGAUUCAUAUUUAGUUAAAUCUGAGAUGUCAAGCCCUGGAAAAAGAAGCAUGUCCAUGGUGGAUUAUGACAUUCCAGAGACAACGAAACGCGUGAAAAGACGAAGAAGGUCACCUCCUGCAGUUGCAGUAGUGACUGAUAACAUUGGCCAACAAGCUGAGCAGCAGAAAAUGGACUCAUCUAAAGUUGAUCAAAAUAUUGCUCAUACACCUACUGUGAAGAGAAGUUCAAGAUUCAGAGGAGUUAGCAGGCAUCGAUGGACGGGGCGUUAUGAGGCUCAUUUGUGGGAUAAGGGUUCUUGGAAUGUGACUCAGAAAAAGAAGGGAAAACAAGUUUAUCUUGGAGCAUAUGAUGAGGAAGAAUCUGCAGCAAGAGCAUAUGAUUUGGCUGCAAUCAAGUACUGGGGCACAUCAACUUUCAUUAAUUUUCCAAUAUCUGAUUAUGAGAAGGAAAUUGAAAUAAUGCAAACUGUGACUAAAGAGGAGUACUUAGCCUCCUUAAGAAGGAGAAGCAGUGGUUUCGCCCGAGGUGUAUCUAAAUACAGAGGAGUUGCAAGGCAUCAUCACAAUGGUAGAUGGGAAGCAAGAAUAGGGCGAGUUUUCGGUAACAAAUACCUCUACUUAGGUACUUACAGUACUCAAGAGGAAGCAGCUCGAGCUUAUGACAUUGCUGCAAUUGAAUACAGAGGGAUUAACGCGGUGACUAAUUUUGACUUAAGCACCUAUAUAAGAUGGCUAAAACCAGGAGUCAAUACUCAGAUGGCAUUCCAAGAAUUAAGAUCAGAAAAUCAGGCUAUACAAACCAACACUAAUGACAUGAUUAACCCAAUAAAUGACCCUCAAUUCACUUUUGGCUCCAAUUAUUUUGCCACAACUAGAGAAACUCUGCCCCCUAUUCCUCAGAGCCAAGAACCUAUUGAGAGAAAAAUGCCCUUAAGUCCAUGUAACAAGCCGCCUUCGCCUACAGCUCUCAGCCUUCUGCUUCGAUCCUCUAUGUAUCGCGAGCUUGUGGAGAAGAAUUCUACCACUAGUGCUAACGAAAAGGACGACCCAAACAUGAAGAACAAACAACAAGCCAACACAGAAGAUGAUUUUGUGUUUUACAGAAGUGAUAAGUUGCCUGCACUGGAGUCAAUGGACAAGGGUACUACUUCGUCUCAUUUGUGUGAUAGAGCAGGGCAGUCCUUCUGGGAUGUGAUGCCUUAA
Messenger RNA from Solanum verrucosum, 1290 nucleotides. Its product is annotated as AP2-like ethylene-responsive transcription factor At1g16060. Lineage: Eukaryota; Viridiplantae; Streptophyta; Magnoliopsida; Solanales; Solanaceae. The record is from RefSeq and is a predicted model, not a curated record. The transcript is spliced from 7 exons. The coding region runs from base 73 to 1290 and encodes 405 amino acids. Gene Ontology annotation, biological process: regulation of DNA-templated transcription. Gene Ontology annotation, molecular function: DNA binding; DNA-binding transcription factor activity.